Messenger RNA from Microbotryum saponariae, 1150 nucleotides. The record is from the annotation of a GenBank genome assembly. NCBI's taxonomy places the organism in Eukaryota, Fungi, Basidiomycota, Microbotryomycetes, Microbotryales, Microbotryaceae.
AUGUCCAUCGCUCUAAUCCAAGGCAGUUCCGGAUCCCUAGGCACCCAUUUCGUCCAACAUCUCCUGUGCACCACCUCCCUCCAAGUCAUCGCAACCUCUCGCAACCCUUCCUCAACCCGUUCGCACAUCCUCUCCAAAGUGGCAGGCCUCCAAGCUAAUAAAGUUGAAGAUCGUCUGACAGUUUUAGAGAUGGAUGUGACGAAGGAGGAUACGAUUGAGAAAGCUGCGAAAGAUGUGGAGGGGAAAUUCGGGAAGGGGAGUUUGAGGAUGUUGUUGAAUGUUUCCGGGGUGGUCAGUCCUUUUUUUCUCUUUUCUUUUCACGAGGACUUGGUCGGAGCUUUUCGAGAAGGAUUGAAGGGCUCAUGUUGAUGCAAUAUCUUUUUACGAAACUCGUGUUGGGAACAGCUCCAUGCGGAUAAGAGUAUCACCCAAGUCAAGCAGGACGAAUUGUUGCAUCAUUAUCAGGUUCGUCGUUGGACCCCCCUAUCUCUCACGUAAAAAAUCGCUUCUCGACCAAGACCUGUCCGUACUAAUCCGAGCCUUUCCUCUUCGCGUCCCCACAUCAGAUCAACACCUUUGGUCACCUCUUAACCUACAAACACUUCAUGCCGUUACUACCCAAGAAAUCGGACGUCAAGAAGGCGCUCGAAUCGAACGAGGAGGAUCCGGCCAAAGGAGCGGUACCGAAGGGUCUAUCCGUUUUGGCGAGUUUGACCGCGAGAGUGGGGAGUAUCGGAGACAAUGCGAAGGGAGGGUAAGUGGACGUGAAUGUGGGCUUAUGGGAGAAUAUUUUUCGCUGCUUCGUGUCAGGAUUCCCGUUCACAAUGACUGAACCACUCGUUCACAUUCAUUCACCCAUAGAUGGGUAGGUUACCGAUCCUCCAAAGCCGCAACGAAUCAAAUCAUCAUGACCCUCCAACGCGAACUUCAAUUACGAGCCACACCCUCCAUCGCAAUCUCCCUUCACCCCGGGACGGUCGUAGGUACGAACCUUUCGAAGGAUUUUACGAAUGAGGAAGAUGCGGGCAAGAAGGAAGGCGUUUUUACGGCGGAGGAUUCGACGAGGAGGUUGUUGGACGUUAUAAAGGGCUUGAAGAAGGGCGAUGGGGGCAGGUUCUUGGACUGGAAGGGGGAGGAUAUCGUUUGGUAG